Molecule: messenger RNA, 3888 nt
Organism: Silurus meridionalis
Lineage: Eukaryota; Metazoa; Chordata; Actinopteri; Siluriformes; Siluridae
Gene: cabp1a
Product: calcium binding protein 1a
Exons: 7
Coding region: 469-1611 (380 amino acids)
Molecular function (GO): calcium ion binding
Source: RefSeq, a predicted model, not a curated record
CCUCACACACACACAGAUAUAAUACUUCAUCUUUACACUGUGUCCGUUUUAAAUGUUGAAUAUUAAUGUGUAUUAUUAUGAAGUUUAUUCUUUAUGAACGGAUUUUACUCUUUUCCCAAAAUACAAAACUGUAACUCGCCCCCGAUGCGCACUGACAACUGCGAUAUAUUGUGUAACCGAAAACCACCACGUGCCUAUCCGUCACACACACACACACACACACACACCAACGUGAUGUUAUUGGAUCACCUUGAAUUACCCUUUCUCUCUUUUAGUCUCAUCUCUCUCUCUUUUAGUCUCAUCUCUCUUCUUCUCUCUCUCUCUCUCUCUCUCUCUCACACACACACACACGCACAUUUCCUUUUUCUUUCUGUCUACCUUUCCUCUUCUCUUUUCCUCCUCCCGUUCUCCUGCGCUCUCCCUCUCUCUCUCUCUCUCUCUCUCUCUCUCUCUCUUUAGGAUGAACAGAUGAAGCCCAUCAUGAGUCUCUCGCUCCCUAAAAGCGACUCCACCGCUUCUCUGCUCAGAUCUUCCGCAGCAGACCGGAGAUCUCGAGCCCCGGACGAGCCGCUCUGGAGCCCCGACAGUGACGCGAGCUCGCGCCGUCCGCUCUGUCACCCGGCGCUGCUGCUGCCUUCACCGCCGGACCGGAAGCGCGUGGCGGGGAAGAUUCAGCCCAGACUGCGGGACGACGCACCGGAGCGGACAGACGCGAGCGGCGACGGCGGCGGUAACGGUAGUGGCGGGAAAGAGCGCAAGACAUCCAGACACGCGCACCGACACCACCACCAUCAUCACCAUCAUCAUAACAAUCACCACCACCAUCAUCAUCAUCAUCAUCACCAUCACCGGUCCGCGCGGGACGACCUGCCGCACGAGCACCGCACGAAACAUCCUCACGGUGCUCGCGUGCCCAACAGGACUCGGUCUUUCUCCGAGGGCUCUGAGGAGACGCCCUCCACUUCCUCCUCCACCUCGCUUCUGUUCUUCCAGUCCCCACGGACACACCGGCGGUCAUCCGGAGCCGCGGGACCAGCGCGCGACCACGACAUUGGCGGCUCGUGCUCCCCGGUGCCCAAAGCCUCUACCGGCGCAGCAUCUUCCGACUCAGACUUCAAACUGAGGCCCAUCCUCAACUCCGUGUUCGGACAGGAUAGAAAACUGAGACCUGAGGAGAUUGAGGAACUCCGUGAAGCCUUUAAAGAGUUUGAUAAAGAUAAGGACGGUUUUAUCAGCUGUAAAGACCUGGGGAACUGUAUGAGGACGAUGGGUUACAUGCCGACUGAAAUGGAGCUGAUUGAACUGAGUCAACAGAUCAACAUGAACCUUGGAGGUCGUGUGGACUUUGAUGACUUUGUGGGUCUGAUGGGGCCAAAGCUUUUGGCAGAAACAGCAGAUAUGAUCGGCGUGAAGGAGCUCAGAAACGCCUUUAGGGAGUUCGACACUAACGGUGAUGGAGAGAUCAGUACAAGUGAGCUGAGGGAAGCUAUGAGGAAACUGUUAGGCCACCAGGUGGGACAUCGAGACCUGGAGGACAUUCUGAAAGAUAUCGACCUGAACGGAGAUGGAAGAGUGGACUUUGAGGAGUUUGUGCGCAUGAUGUCCCGAUGAAGGCGCCAAAACUUUUGCACAUCGCACAUUAAAUCAUGACCCCUGACUUCCCGCUGGUUGGAGGAGAAGAGAUGAGACGAGGAACGUUUAAAACGUUUAUCACGUGCGAUAUGCAUUCGUUCUGAUCGUCCAAUAAGCGAUCGUCUUACAGGAACGUGCACGUGAAAGCGUUUUAUUGCGGCUCCGAGAAGAACCACACUGUUGUGAAGAAAAGCUUUAAUGAGCCUGAAAAAGAGGAACUGGAAGAAAACACACACACACACACACACACACACGUUGUAGCCGAGUGGUUCUGCACUUUUAAACCUUGUCUCGUGUCCAUCUUUACGUCAUAGAGAGCCGAAGUUCUCUCGUUAAUCACGGCAAUAUCGCGUCUGUCUUUAUUUGUCGUGUUUGCGUAUCAGUGAGUCCCAGUCGCGUCAUAGACUCUGAAAUCAUCCUCACACUAGUUUAAAGUCCUUCUCUGUGAUCAUUUAUUAUCACUCGUAACGUCUCCAGGAGGAUUCAGGUGUUUACACGUAACAGUAAAGUUCCUUCAGGAGGAAACUCUGUACCACUGCCACUUUCUUCUUCACUAAUCACAGAGUGUGCCUUUACAACCAAGCCGCCCUGGUGUGUGACGUCACAACACGCCCCACCCCCAUAUAAACACGUAUACACUUCCUCUGGACUCUUAAAGGGACGUGCAACGCAAAAUAAAAUGUCUACAGUUUCGCUUAAAUCCACGUCCACUCACGUUGACUUAGAUCUUUAUCACGCUAUUUGUCUCAGUAAAACAAUUUGUACACAUCAACAGCCUCAAUAAAUAUUAUUAUAUAAAAAACGUUUACAUCAAAGUAACAUAAAAGGAUUACCUCUUUUAAUACCAGUGAGCGUUUAUACAGUAAUCAGCACCCCCUGGUGGUUGUGAUGAGAAGUGUACACUGCAGUUGCUUUAUUUUCUUUACAUAUGUUUGUACUAUUUUACAGCCAUUAGCUAAGCAUUAGCAAACAUUUUCUUUAAAAAUAAAAUGGUAGAGUGUAUGAAAAAGUUAAAUUUUAAAUUUUUUUUAACAAAAAUGUUUGCUAAUGCUUUGCUAAUAUAUGUAACAGCCUUCAGAGGAAGAAAAAAAUCAUUGCGAAGAUUUGGAGCUGCAGGUGUAGAUUUAUUCACACAUACAGACUUGAUAAACUGCCUACUGAUAAAGCGGUAGCUCUAUUCUUCUGUUCAUUAUCAACUACAGUAGCCUGUUAGCUGCAGUACAAAAUUAACUAAGAGAAAAACUGUGGACGUUUUAUUAUUUUUUUCACAAACUGUUCCAAUUUUUUGAUCUUUGCUUUCAUGACAUUGUGAAUUCAUCAGUGUCUUUCUAAAUGCUAAAUCGAUAAUCCUACUGGAUGAGUGAAUUACCUAUGAUGUAUGGAUUAGCAUAAAAUCGUGGGUUAAACUGCACAUUCCGAUAGUUCAGCAUUAUUACAGCCAAUGACCCAAACACAGCAAUGCAUUAACGUUAGCCUGAAGGCAAGCGUCUCACGUUAGCUAUCUCAUGGUGUAUAGCAAGCCAAGUCAUAAGCAAGCAAGCUAACAUUAGCCAAACCAUGCAUCAUUUCAUACUAAACACGACAUUAAGUUAUGGUGAUGAUGUCAUGUGUUUAAGUCUGUGAUUGAGUGAUUUCAGUUUAACUUAAACUCCGGCCAAAACUGACUUGUAACAUUCAGGAAAAGCCGCCAUUUUGAAAAAGGAAACUGUCAGAAGGUGCAACAAAACCUUCUGAGGACACUGUCCUCCUGAAGCUGAGGGAGAUGUUAGCCGACUCCUUUGGCCACAUUUUAGCUGAGGUAAUAAUGAUGGUGGAUAAAUUCGUGUGACCAGGCGGAAGCAAACGAGUGUGAGAGAGAAAAGCAGAAAUGAAACGCAGCCUUUACUGACACGUGAACACGUCACUGAACACGUCACUAAACACGUCACUGGACACGUCACUGAACACGUCACUAAACAAGGUUUCCUGAAAAAACUAAAAUGAUGAAACUGUUGUGUGGACGCUGAAUGAGGUCUGAUCUCUGUGUCUGCGUGUUCACUGAGACGUCGUGGGUUUCAUCUUAACGUCGUUUUAACGUCACUUCAACGUAACUGUCACUUUGAUGUUAUGACGUUUGUGUCGUCAUCUCGUCACGUAUUCGGCGUUAGAAAUGCGAUCGGUUUUAUUUCCUGCAUGCCAAAAAAAACACCUGCACUCACGAUGUACCGGAGCGACUUUAAUAAAAUACAGCAAAUAAAGUCUACGAAUAAUUCACAA